AUGGCAAAGCCUCUGGAGCUCAUUUUCUCCAGUGUAGACGGGCUGGAUCUAUACCUCGAUGUCUACUUGCCAUCUACUGACACUGGAACGACCAAAGUUCCGGUCUUACUGUGGUGGCAUGCGGUCGAAAAAUACGGAAUAUGCGUUGUUUCUGCAGAUUAUCGACUAGCACCACAAAGUCGGCUCCCUGCCAUCCUUGCUGACUGCAAAGCCGCGAUGGAGUUCGUCCAGUCGCCUGCGUUUGCGGAAGCGACGAGCAACAGCGUCGAUUCCGCAAAACUCGUAGUCAGCGGGAGUUCGGCCGGUGGCUGGCUCUCCCUUUUGAAUGGGACGGGCAUUGGCUACGCUGCCUGUGGUCUUGACCCGCCUCCCAGGGUGCUUGGUAUCGCAGCGCUUUAUCCGAUAACGGAUCUCGCUGACCCGUUUUGGACCACGAAGCAGCGCCCCGUCUCGUACUUCCCGCGCGUCAUUCCGGAUGAAGAGGUCGCGUCCUUUGUUGACCCAACCUCGGCAAAGAUAAGUUUUACGACUCCAGAGAGUCCGCGGUCAGUGCUCUACCAUUAUAUGGUACAGGAAGGCAUUUUGGAGAAGCUUCUCCUUGAAGGGACGGGGAUCUCUGCCUCUGCAGUCGCCAUCGCACCUCAGAUUAAGACUGGGAAAUUCGAUGUCCCACCGGUUUACCAGAUCCAUGGCGACAUUGACGAUAAGGUCCCUUGUCAACAGGCACGGGACGUGGAGGCAGCGUUGAGGGAGAUCAACGGGGUAGAACAUGUUUAUGAAGAGCUGCCUGGAGUGGACCACCUGUUCGACAAAGAUGCUAGCUACGGGAUGGAGAAUAUGUACGCAUUUGUGCAAAGAGUUACCAAGUAA
Molecule: messenger RNA, 870 nt
Organism: Mycena indigotica
Lineage: Eukaryota; Fungi; Basidiomycota; Agaricomycetes; Agaricales; Mycenaceae
Product: Polyketide synthase
Exons: 4
Coding region: 1-870 (289 amino acids)
Source: RefSeq, a predicted model, not a curated record